AGUGACCUGUCCGAAAUAUCACUAGACGCUUCUGAAUUUUUAAUUCCUACAUUCGUAGUCACUGUGUUGCAGCACCGUGCAUUGACAAGUAGGGCCAGGCAAUGGCAAUGACAUAUUGGCAUUGGUGGUUGCUCAUGGGGGUGCUGCAGUGCUGGGUUCGGCCCAAGUCAUGUUUGCGCCGCUUGUCGACUGUUUCAAUGAGGUUGGCUAACCAUCUUGAACUCGCACAUAGUUACAAAGUUCAUGUGGACAUCGCUGUACUGGAAACGGUUCACAGGACACAUCUUCUAGAUUGUGCAGUGUACCACCACCAUGCUGGCUAUCCAAGUGACUGACUCAACAAUUCCUCGAAAGUAGAAAAGCGCAAACUCAGUCUCUCUAUAGUAGACUCUC
Lentinula edodes (shiitake mushroom) is the source of this 393-nucleotide messenger RNA. RefSeq lists its product as uncharacterized. NCBI's taxonomy places the organism in Eukaryota, Fungi, Basidiomycota, Agaricomycetes, Agaricales, Omphalotaceae. The coding region runs from base 102 to 335 and encodes 77 amino acids. The record is from RefSeq and is a predicted model, not a curated record. The transcript has 4 exons.